Triticum turgidum subsp. durum (durum wheat) is the source of this 2244-nucleotide messenger RNA. NCBI's taxonomy places the organism in Eukaryota, Viridiplantae, Streptophyta, Magnoliopsida, Poales, Poaceae. The record is from the annotation of a GenBank genome assembly.
AUGCGCAUUUUUACUGUCGCAUUGUACUUCAUUUCAUAUGCUGUUCAUGUCGACAUGUUGGCUCUCCCUGUGGGCUGGACCAGUGAUAGUGAUGACAGUGAUAAGUUUGAGUGGGACAAUGAUGGUGUGGCUGAGCCCUCAUCGGCUCCGGCUAUGAGGAACUUCGAUUCUCCUGGCCCAUCCACGCUUGGUUCUAAUGAGUGGAUCAACGGGGAAGUGCUGCCUACUUCUUUGAUCGAGCGAUAUGUGGUAAUGGGCUUCCCCAAAGAGAUGGUCAUGAAGAGUAUUAAGGAGAUUGGACAUAGUGAUGCAGAUGCACUGCUCGAGCUACUGCUCACAUAUAAGGCACUAGAUGACGAUGAUGCAGGGGGUAAUAAUCACUCUACUUCUGGCUGCAUCCUCCCUGUUGUUGAAGAUGAUGAUGAUCUUGAUUUUGAGAACUGGGAUGGCGAUGAUGAUGCUGGUGGUAGAGAGUCAAGCUCUGAUGAUUCUGGUUAUGAGGAUUUUCUGCGAGAGAUGUCAGAGAGGGAUGAGAAGAUCAAGUCAUUGGUAAACAUGGGCUUUUCUGAAGAUGAAUCAAAUGAGGCUAUUAUAAGAUGUGGUGUGGAUGCUGAUAUCUGUGUAUUAGUUGAUUCGGUUAGUGCAUCUCGGGUCGCAGAAGAUUGUCAUUCCAGAAACUUAUCUGACCAUCAGGUUACAGACAGAUGCUUCAAUUCCUUUGGAGGCAGAAAGAAAGCAAGAUUGAUGGAAGAGAGCAGGAAAAAGAGGAAGAGGUAUGGGGGUGGAGGACAAGGCAAUCGACCUUCCUUGGAUGGCAGCGAUGAGGAUUCAAUGCCUCUACCAAAUCCAAUGGUUGGAUUUAACCUGCCUGGUUACAGUGGACCAUCAGUGACCCGAAUGCUUUCUAAACUAGAUACCGGACCACCUUUUUUCUAUUACGAAAAUGUGGCCCGAGCUCCAAAAGCUGCAAGGAAAAGGGGUUACAUCCACAAUUUGCCAAUUGAGAACAGAUCGCCUCUUCUUCCUCUGCCCCCAAAGACAAUAUUUGAGGCAUUUCCUCAUUACAAGAAGUGGUGGCCUUCCUGGGACACGAGAACACAUCUCAAUUGCUUACAAACAUGUGUAGCAAGUGCAAAGCUGACAGACCGGAUCCAGCGCGCUCUUGUAAGCUCAAGCAAUCCGCCGACAAAAAGUGUUCAAAAAUAUGUCAUGGACGAGUGCAAAAAAUGGAAUCUUGUCUGGGUUGGGAAAAACAAGGUUGCCCCAUUGGAGCCUGAUGAGAUGGAAUAUAUACUUGGUUUCCCAAGGGACCACACAAGGGGGGUUGGCAAGACACAGCGAUACAAGUCUCUCGGCAACUCAUUUCAAGUUGAUACAGUUGCUUACCACUUGUCAGUGCUGAGGCGCAUGUUUCCCAAUGGUGUUUGUGUGCUGUCCUUAUUCACCGGUAUUGGAGGAGGAGAGGUAGCUCUGCACAAGCUUGGGAUCCACAUGAGGGUAGUGGUUUCGGUUGAGAUAGGUGAAGCUAGUAAGAAGAUUUUCAAAAGUUGGUGGGAUCAGACCCAGACAGGCACAUUGAUUGAGAUUACUGAUGUGAAAUCUCUCACAAAUGAUAGAGUUGCAUCACUUAUUAGUCAAUUUGGUGGCUUUGACUUGGUGAUUGGGGGCAGCCCAUGUAACAAUCUUGCCGGAAGCAACCAACACCACCGUGAUGGCUUGGAGGGCAAGCACUCAGCUUUGUUUUAUGACUAUGUCAGAAUCUUGAAUUUCGUCAAGUCGGCCAUGGGAGGACCCCCCAAAUUAUUGUUUGCUAGUGCCCUCAAUGUGGAAGAAGGUUUAAAUUUAAGGACAUUAUCACUAUCUGUGCACCCGAGGUUGAUGUCCCAAAUAAUGAUCUUGAGAAGCAGUUAUGUCUUUCAGGGAAAAGGUCGAAUCCCUGGAGGAAGUGAAGUAAAUUUCCUUGUGCCAUCUGUUGUUGUCUGUAUCAUAUGGAUAAUAUGCACAGGCAAGAUGCUGUUAUCCGUUUUACAUCAAAUGUGGGCGUCAAAGUUUUGUCUGGCUGCGGAGAGAUGCCUGGAGUUCCAUUACAGUGCAGUUGACGACUUCAAAUUAUUCAAGGAAAGCAUGGCGUACAAGGAUAUGUGGGCAUCCAAGUUUCAUCCAAUGGUGGAGAGAUGCCUCGAGUCGCAUUUGGUUGGUCGUCAACCCUGUCCUCGCGGGCAACCAGCUGAUGUAGACCUCUGA